GCAUCUGAGGUAUUACAAGGUAGAGCAUCGGAAAUCGACCGUUCUAACGAAUGACGUCCGCCACAACUCGAUGUAGUGAGUUCAGUUUGACUCUCACCUCGUUCGCUAGAUCCACGAUGAUCUGUGUAAUUACACAUUUUCGACGGAGGAAACAGGAAAUUAAAGAAACGAAUCGUGAAGCUGUUAUUUCAUUUCCGUUCAGAAUAAAUUGAUCAUUGCUUCUUGAAAAUGUGGAAGAUCUGUAGAAAACUGUACACCUAAGAUUCUACAUCUUUUUUAAUAGAUUUUAGAACUUUCUAAUUUAUGAAACAAAUUGUUCAAAAUUGUAUUCAUUACAUGCUUUUGAAAUGAACAAAAAAAUAGUAAAAAUGUCAACUAUAAUUAGCUUAAAUUAACAAAAAUGAAACAAAAAUUCUCUUCUUUUUCAAUUUUAUGCCAUAGGAGGAGUAAAACACAAAGUCAUCGGUCUUUUCAAAUUCGUUAUAUAGAUAAGCAUGAUAUAAGGUUUUAUCUCGCCGUUCAGUUUUUUGCAAAUUUUCUCUUAGUAAAAAAUUCUCUUUUUAUUGAAUCUAAUCUUUUUUCGUUUAGACAUACGUAAAAGUGGACUAAAAAAUGGAAAUUAAAGGAGGAUCACUGGCAUAAUAGACGACCUUAGGUCGUCAAUCUCUUCUGAGUCCUUUGUACCUGCUUUUAGAAGAAACUUUAUAAUAUAUACAACAUGUCGAUCACAGCCUCUACGGAAAGAAUGGACACAGCCAAGGAUCUGCCCAAGAAAAAAUUUAUUAACAUCAAUCUUCUUUCGUUGAAACUUCUGUUAUUCCUCUUUUUUGGAGGAAUAGGAUGUCUCUUCCCUUUUCUUCCUUUACACAUGACUAAAAUGGGAUUAAGCAUCGACCAAGUCCGAAUGAUCUCAAUAAUUUCACCAGCAGUCGCGAUCUUGGGACCUUUAAUUGCUGCUCCAAUCGCGGAUAAGUUAGCAGCUCAUCAAGGAAGAAAUGACAAGUCCUCAACUGGCCGUUACCUCAGAGUGAUGAUUGCUAUUGCCUGCUUCUUAUCUGCCAUUUUCUAUGCUUUUCUUUUAUUGAUUCCAACGGUUGAUCGUAUUGAACAUCCAAGAGAAAGAAAACCCGGCCUAAAGUUCAACUGCGAUCAUACAGGGGCGGUGGUGUUGCAAGAAAGAUGCAAAGAUCAUAUUUCUUGUCACAAAUGGUCCGACGAAACCAGAGUUGGCCCGCUGCUUCUGGAAGGGUGUAAUUAUGCUUGUUACCCUAUAGGGUUGAAACGAUGGCAUUCCGACGACAACGAUGGUUUCAUUACUUCUGGAACGACCGAUUCCGACGUUGUUCUAGACGGCAGUGGCGAAACGACUGUGAUUCCUCUUGAGAGUGAAAUAUAUGCCCAGGAGCAAGAGGAAAUUAAAAAGACGCGAAGAUUCGCCAUGCCUGAAAGUGAACCACCGCAUUUAUGCUUUAAGGAAGGUGACAAUGUUGUUUGUCAUGUUUACACCAAGUAUACAGGCAUCCUGGCUACAAAUGCUACUCUGAAACAAGCCUUGAACAACGAAAGUGAUCAGGAUUGGUGUGUAUAUCCUCUGGUUGAAUACUUUACCUGUCGUAUUCCUCUUGAACUUGAAACCAGAAUGGCAGAAGUUUAUCAGAGUUGUUCCAUUGAAUGUGACCUGGUUGAUCCAUAUACUCUUCCAGAUAGCAUCCUCGUAGAGAGCCAAUGUCAACAGACAGAAGACUGGGCUCAUUUAGUAUUCUGGACAUACUUGGCCAUUCGAUCAGUAGCUGAUAUUUUCCCAACAACAGCCGUGGCUCUGAUCGAUGCAGCAGUCGUAAUAGCCACUAGGGAAACAUCCUGUGGACGCGGAGAUGUAGGACGUCAAUUAGCCUUCGGCUCGCUUGGCUUUGCCAUUUUUGGUCCCCUAACCGGCUAUUUGUGCACUAUUAUAGAAAAUUUGAACUCUUUCUACUAUCUGACAAUCGGUAUACACGCGAUAAUGAUGCUUUUGGCAGCCCUCGUAGCUCUUUGUGCCAACGGGAUGCCACUCAGUCCACCAGAAUGGUGGUGGCAUACUAGAAGCGGCAUGCUGGCACUUCCUAUGAGUGCUAUCAAGAGAUAUGGUAGUGAAACUGCAGCUUUAGUAAUUGUACUGAUCAUUAUGGGAACCUUCUGGAGCGCUAUGGACAGUUAUCUACCUUUACAUUUACAAAAGUUAGGGGCUAACGAAUUUCCCAUUGGCGUGGCCAUGACUGUCGGAGCAGUUCCAGCAUUUUUGUUCCUUUGGAAGUCUGAGCAUUUAGUUGAUUACUGUGGUCAUAGUAAUCUUCUCAUCACUGCCUUUACCGUAUAUAUUAUUAGGUUUACUGGUCUAAGUCUUGUAGCAGAACCUUGGUGGUCCCUAAUUUCCGAAGCUCUCGAAGUUUUUACGCUAGGAAUCAUGUGGGUUACUGCCAUUCUUUACCUAAGACAUCUCGUCCCGCGUCAUUUAACUGUGACUGCUCAAGCACUACCUGUGAUUGCGCAUUUCUGCGUCGGUCGAUGCGUUGGAGCUGUGAUCGGUGCUUAUAUCAACGUCAAUGGUUCUGAUAUCGUUGGCUCGUUAAGAUUUCUUUAUCGUUGCAUGGCUGUUGCUGCCGCGGCUGUUGCCGCUUUAUAUUUUGUCUUAUAUCACGGCUUAUUGAAACCGCGAUGCCAUGCACAUACCAUACAAGGUCCACGACAGCCUCCCACUGUUGUACAGGCAAUGAAUGGAAAUGGAAAUUAUACACCGCUCAGAGUCUAUCAUAAUGGCAUGGGCAGAAAAGGUCAAUUCCGCUAUUGAAGUUAUACAAGAAGAAAAAAGAAGAAAAAAGAAGUGUUUAACAACACUAUAAAUGUCAUGUUACGGUGCUAGUGAUUAGACUGUCGUUGUUAUUGCAAUUAAAAAGAAAAAAUCAUCACUGUUAUACGACAUAUGUAUAAAAAGUGCAUUUAUCACUGUGCAGCCUCUAUUAACAUUUUUUCAUAUUUUGUCUAAACUUAUGACAAAAUUGUCAACUUUUUGAUACUGUCAUUGAUUUUCUUUUAUACAAACAACUUCUAAAAAUUAAUUUCUGCUCAAGUGUACUUCAAAAUGUCGAAGCGAGAAUUUACAUCUUGUCAGUACCAAAAUGAGAUUACAGUACCAGAAAAUAGGAGUACUCAAAUUACGAGAAUUUUUUUAAAUUAUUUUCCCAAUUUUUAUCUAUUUAUAGUCGUAAAUAAUUACAAUUUUUUUUAAUGAAAAAUACAAUUACUUUUUAUUUAAAAAAUUAUAUUUUAAUGUUUAUUUUCUUUUUUUUAAUAUAAAGAACACUUUUGAGUACUUGUACCUAAAGUACCAAUGAAUAAUAUUACCGAAUCUUACCAUUCUAAAUGUAAGAUUUGUAAUGCUUUUUUAUCCUUCCAAUCUUUGUACUCUUUAUAGAUAUUGUAUAAGCGAUAUGUUAAUAUCAUGAAAAAGCUACGAACUUGUUUCGUAACUCUGUUUAAAUUCUUUGUAUACUCGACUGCGGUCACGUUACGUGAUGUAUUUUUAAGAAAAAAUUUCUACAGACUUGUUGUAUGUAUUUACUGAAAAAUAUUUGCCUCCCUAUGUGUAGGAUAUAAUGACUUUAAUUGAAAAGUGAAAGAAAGUAAUAUAUUGAUUUCUGGGAUCGAUACGUGUAUACACAGAAGACAAAAAAUAAAUGAAAUUAAGAAAAAUA
Molecule: messenger RNA, 3731 nt
Organism: Heterotrigona itama
Lineage: Eukaryota; Metazoa; Arthropoda; Insecta; Hymenoptera; Apidae
Source: the annotation of a GenBank genome assembly